This is a messenger RNA of Durusdinium trenchii, 1466 nucleotides long. The record is from the annotation of a GenBank genome assembly. NCBI's taxonomy places the organism in Eukaryota, Dinophyceae, Suessiales, Symbiodiniaceae.
AUUAUAGACUGUUGCUACUCUUACUGCUACUGCUAUUUGGAAUAUUUUUUUUGAGUCAGUAUUUUUUUUAUUGAUGCGUGUAUAUAUUUUUUUAUUGAUACGUUAAAUAUUUUUUUCUGGUCUCUCACCCACUAGACUUGGAGUCUAUCCCUAGGCAUUUCACUGCCAGCUACCGAUCACCGAGGAAUUCAUUAAUUCCUCCACGGCGGAUGUGUCCGAAUCCACGGAGUCGAGGCUCUCUGUCCCCCUGUGCCUGCGAGUGUCGUUUCGUGGAUCAGCAGGCAAGAGUUGUGUCUGAAAGCUUUUAAAUCAAAGUCUAAUUAAAGUCUAUAGCUACUUGUUGUUUCUACUGGCUUCUUGUUCCUAGUAGUAAGGCCCUUGCUCCUAGUAGCGAUGCCCUUUGCUCCUAGUAGAAGGGAAACUAGCCAACAAAGCCAUUGGUUUGGCGUUUUCCCCUUCCGAGAGAUGGGGGUGCGCUGUACAGAUGGGACGCCGACGAAGUGCAGAUUUCCAGAAGUCAAUUAAUCUUGGGUUCCAUUCCAUGGUACUUCUGGGUUUGGGUAGCAUGGUAUGAGCUCGCGAUCCCUAAGCAAGUUGAAAGGGUUGACAAAUGCGAUGCAUCAUUUUAAUCAUUUUAUCCUUCAUGUUUAUAAGAUUCCCCUGCAGGCAUACAGGUUGCUGCAGAUAUUUACCAUGUGGCUGUACCAGGUCUUUUUGGUUCCAGUGAUCCCUACCAUUUGAUUGCUUUCAAAGAGGAUUCAGAUCCACGUCCACCACCUGAAGCUCAGAAUGAUGCUGUGCCCUCCGAGCUUGUGAAUGCUUGGGACCGGUCUCCGAGCCCUUGCGAAGCAAACCCUAGCAUGUCCACGGUCUCGGGAAGCACAGGGAGAAGCUCACGUUUCCAGAACCCUUGUCCGGAACUGCAGGAGAUCACCUUGCUUGUUGAUACAAGCACAGAAUUCCAGGAUGUGCAACGGGCACACGUGAACUUUGAGCGGAAAGAGGACAGGGAUCGUUCGAUGUCUACCUUCCGCUCUACAAUGCCCAGCUUGCACAAGCUCCUGAAACCCAGCGAUUGGGAGAAGAUUGGCUCAAGCAUUAGAAGGUUUGUUGAGAGGGGCUCGCAGGAUCCGCAAAUUCAAAUCAAGAAGCUAAAGCGGAUGACCUUCCAGUUGCCUGGUCAAAGUGGAUGGAUGAUUGCCGAGGAGGCCACUUUGCACCUAAUACAAGGCACCCAAAAAGUGUGGCUGUAUUUGAAAGGUUUUCGCCCGGAGAAAGCCCUGGGUUUGUUGCCCCUGGAUGGAAUUCAGGAGGGUGGCAUGAGAGAGCGCAGACGUGCAGGCAAUCCCCUGACCUCCGAUCCAGGAUCGGACAGGAGCUCAACUUUUAAUUGAACCUGGUAAUCAGGUUGACCAUGAGCAGCUUGCAACGUCGCGAAACCUAAAAACUGCAAGGCAGUAACAUGA